Messenger RNA from Melanotaenia boesemani (Boeseman's rainbowfish), 1341 nucleotides. RefSeq names its product tubulin alpha-1C chain-like. Gene Ontology annotation, molecular function: structural constituent of cytoskeleton; GTP binding. The transcript is spliced from 3 exons. Gene Ontology annotation, biological process: microtubule cytoskeleton organization; mitotic cell cycle. The coding region runs from base 103 to 1341 and encodes 412 amino acids. The record is from RefSeq and is a predicted model, not a curated record. Lineage: Eukaryota; Metazoa; Chordata; Actinopteri; Atheriniformes; Melanotaeniidae. Gene Ontology annotation, cellular component: microtubule; cytoplasm.
CGUGAGUGUAUCUUGGUGCACUUUGGUCAGGCUGGUGUCCAGAUUGGCAACACUUGCUGGGAGCUUUACUACCUGGAACAUGGGAUCCAGCCAGAUGGACAGAUGACCUCUGACAAGACCAUUGGAGGAGGAGAUCCUUCUCAUGAGACCUUCUUCUGUGAAACUGGAGCUGGAAAAAAGGCCCCCAGAGCAGUUUUUGUGGACUUGGAGCCCACAAUCUUUGAUGAGGUGCGUAAUGGAAGGUACCGCCAGCUGUUUCACCCUGAACAGCUCAUCACAUGGCAAGAGGAUGCUGCCCACAACUACGCCCAUGGCCACUACACCAUCGGUAAAGAGAUCAUUGACCUGGUUGUUGACAGAAUUCGCAAACUGACUGAGCAGUGCACUGGUCUUCCGGGCUUCCUGGUUUUCCACAGCUUUGGUGGAGGUGCUGGCUCUGAUUUCACAUCCCUGCUGAUGGAGUGUCUUUCCGUGAACUAUGGCAAGAAGUCCAAGCUGGAGUUCUCAGUCUACCCUGGUCCUCAGAUAUCCACUGCCGUAGUGGAGCCCUACAACUCCAUUUUGACCACCCACGCCACCCUGGAGCACUCUGACUGUGCCUUCAUGGUUGACAAUGAGGCAAUUUACGAUAUUUGCCGCACUCACCUGGACAUUGGGCGUCCCACCUUCACCAACCUGAACAGGCUGCUCAGUCAGACUGUGUCCUCCAUCACUGCUUCUCAGCGUCUUGAUGGUGCCCUCAAUGUCGACCUGGCAGACUUCCAGGCCAACUUGGUGCCGUAUCCCCGUAUCCACUUCCUUCUGGCCACCUAUUCCCCUGUUGUCUCUGCUGAGAAGGCUUACUAUGAGCAGUUGACCAUAGCUGAGAUCACUGAUGCCUGCUUUCACCCAACCAAUCAGAUGGUGAGGUGUGACCCUCGCCAUGGCAAGUACAUGGCUUGCUGCCUCUUGUACCGCAGUGAUGUGGUGCCUAAAGAUGUCAACACUGCCAUUGCCUCUAUGAAAACCAAACACACCAUCCAGUUUGUUGACUGGUGUCGCACUGGUUUCAAGGUAGGCAUCAACUACCAGCCACCCACUGUAGUACCUGGUGGGGACCUGGCCAAGGUCCAGAUGGCUGUGUACAUGAGUAACACCACAGCUACUGCAGAGGCCUGGGCUCGGCUCAAUCACAAGUUCGAUCUGAUGUAUGCCAAGCCUGCCUUUGUGCACUGGUACGUAGGGGAGGGUAUGGAGGAUGGAGAGUUCUCAGAGGCCAGAGAAGACAUGGCAGCCCGGGAGAAGGAUUAUGAAGAGGUUGGUGCUGACAGCGUGGGGGAAGAAGAUGAGGGAGAGGAGUAG